This is a messenger RNA of Coffea eugenioides, 1323 nucleotides long. RefSeq lists its product as uncharacterized. Lineage: Eukaryota; Viridiplantae; Streptophyta; Magnoliopsida; Gentianales; Rubiaceae. Gene Ontology annotation, molecular function: calcium ion binding. The transcript has 7 exons. The record is from RefSeq and is a predicted model, not a curated record. Bases 72 to 965 code for a protein of 297 amino acids.
UCAGGAGUUCUCAAAAGUCAAAACCCCAAGCAUCCGACGAAAAGAAAAUAAAAAACCCCAGUUGCAGAAAAAUGCCCAAGAGCAAGAACUCGUAUUCGAUUUCUGAUGAAAUUGAGUCGGCUCAGAGAUCAUCGAGCUCGGAAGAGGUCGAAGUCCCAGAAAAUAACGUGGCCCAGAAGAAGAAAAUUACCGAAUAUGAGAGGCAGAGAAUGAAGAGGAUUGAAGAGAACAGAGCAAGAAUGGAGGCCUUGGGUUUGAAGAAAAUGGCAAAUUCUUUUGUGGGUUCUCUUACGAAAUCAGCCAAGGAAAUGGUUGACAAAAAAGGUAAAAGAAAAAUGGAUGAUGAUGAUGAAGAGUACAGACCUUCUGAUGAAGGUGAAGAAGAAGCAUUGAGUUCUUCAAGUGAAGAUGAUGACACAAAUGUUGAUGACGAAGACUAUUCUGGGUCCAGUGCCAAGAGGAAGGCAAAGAACAGAAUUCAGAUGCCUAAGAAAAAUGUUACCCCUCAAAAGCCUGUGAAUGACUUGGAUUUUGUUGAUGAUAAUGACGCUCUAUUGCAGGCAAUUGCUCUUUCACUUCAAGAUUCUGCAGGGUUUUCCAAUAGGAGGACUGGGGCUUCUCAAAGCUCCACUGGCUAUCAUGUAAACGGUAGGACCAAUGAAGGAAAAGAAAAUAGCCACGUUCAGGAAGAUGCAGGAAAGAUAAAGAGAAAAAAAUCAAUGAACAGUCGGGUGCAAAUGACAGAAGAUGAACUGAUUCUACACUUCUUUCAGUUUGAUGAAGCGGGAAAAGGGGGCAUAACCCUGAGAGAUCUAAGGAGAGUAGCAGUUGCCCAUGAUUUUACAUGGUCUGACAAGGAGAUGGCAGAUAUGAUAAAGUGCUUUGACAUUGAUGGAGAUGGGAAGCUAAGUCUUGAUGAUUUUUGCAAGAUUGCUGGUCGAUGCAGCAUGAUACAGGCAUCCUAAAUUGCUGUGAUGGGUGUGAAUGGAAUGAUAAGCUUGGAACUUAUCUACUACUACUAGGAUGCUUUCUAUACUUGGAUGCAAGGCUAAAUGGUAGAAAUGCUCCAAAGUGAUUUUGUAGGGGUUUGAAACAUUAGGGCUUUUUAAAACAUGAAAGCAUAAUUUGCAAAUGGUUGUGCUGGACUGAUUUAAAGUUCCAAAGCUUCAGAGUAGCUAUAGCAAUUUAACCAAAUAUCUGUAAUUUAAAGCUAUAUCCUUUUCCAAUGCAGGAUCCUACCAUGUUAACAGUCUUAUUAACAAGAUUGUAAUUAAACUGUUGUUAGUGUUUAUCUGUGUUGAGCUGAUUGCUCCUUAUUCUCUA